UAAGUGAAACGGUAUACAAGAACAGUUCAUGGUAAAUUGGGGAAAAAUUUAAUUUGAAAAACAGAAUUUGCCAUACCACCAGUACGUCAGCACUGCCACGCCUAUCAUACGGAGGGCGGGUAGGCCAUAUCAUAUGACUGAAACAAGAAGACCUAGCUACAAUAUAUUCUAGCUAAUGGGCGGUGGGAAUUCAAUUGUGUGUAGCAGCUAGCUAGUUGUUUGACAGCACAAUUCUAAUUUAAGUUCUUUUGAUGCUAAUUUCGCUGGGUUCUUUACAUUUAGCUUGACUUUUGUGAGUUUCAAAUUGACAAACUAGUCGUGGAAAAUGACGAACGUUAUUCAAGUGACAAAUGUGUCUCCGAGCACCACCUCCGAACAGAUGAGAACUCUCUUCGGAUUUCUGGGAAAUAUUGAAGAGCUUAAGUUAUUUCCACCCGAUGAAUCUCCCUUGCCUGUGACUUCACGUGUCUGUUUUGUAAAGUUCCUUGAGACGGAGUCGGUUGGAGUGUCCCAGCAUCUGACCAACACUGUCUUCGUGGACAGAGCCCUGAUUGUUGUCCCAUUUGCAGAAGGAGUGAUUCCUGACGAGUCUAAAGCUCUGUCACUGCUGGCACCAGCGAAUGCUGUGGCGGGAUGCAUGCCUGGAGGGGGCCUUCUCCCCACUCCAAAUCAUUUGGCGUCUAUGGGAGGUGUGCCCCUUUCAGCUCUUGGAAAUCCAAACAUGGAUCCCAUGGUUGCCAUGGGCAUGUCUGGCAACAUGAACCCUCAGGCCCUCUCUGCUGACUUUCUGAAGCUUAUGCAAUCCAUGGAUCCUACUAAGAUGAAUCCAAUGGCUGCUGGUAUGAUGGUUAAUCAUGGUAUGAAGAAUGACUCCAACAAGGAGAUUGAGGCUGCCAUGAAGAGGGUCAGAGAGGCCCAGUCUCUCAUCUCUGCAGCUAUUGAGCCUGGAAAUAAGAAAGACGACAAGCGCAAGCAUUCCCGCUCCAGCUCUCGGUCAAGGCGGAGGAGGUCCAGGUCUCGCUCUCGUCACAGGCGAUCGAAGAGCAGGUCUCGACGGAGGUCGCACUCGAGGAGCUGGAGGCGGUCGAAGAGCCCCCGCAGAAGGAAGUCCCACUCCAGAGAGAGGGGCAGACGCAGCAAAUCCAGGGAUAAGAAGAAAGAGGAGAAAUCUAAGAAGCGCUCCAAGACGCCGCCUAAGAGCUACAGCAGUACCAGGAGGUCUCGAAGCAUCAGUCGGAGACGUAGAAGAAGCCGCAGUGCCUCUCGGUCACCAAAGAAAUCCAGGUCCCCAAAGAGGAAACUGUCCAGGUCCCCUUCCCCUAGAAGGCACAAGAAGGACAAAAAGAAGGACAAAGAACGAGAGAAGGACAGGGAUCGCGAGAGGAAAGAGGUCAGAGGCCGAGACGAAAGAGAACGAUCCACCAGCAAGAAGAGCAAAGACCAGGAGAAGGACCACGACCGUAAAUCUGACGGCGAGAAAGGAGAUGUCAAGAGCUCUUUGCUCUUGCAGGUGACCAGGGAUUAUGAUGAGGAGGAGCAGGGCUAUGACAGUGGAAAAGAGGUAGAGGAAGAAGAGAGGAAGAGCAACCCUGAUUUGGUGUCAUCCCCUAAGCCCCGGGAGGAGUCUGAAAAGAAGCCUGCAGAGGAGAGCAGCAAGAACUCCAAACAGAAUGGAGAUGACCACCAUGAUGAGGAUGACAUGGAGAUGAGUGACUGAGUGCACCCAGAGAGACCCAGCCAGAUGACAUCAUGGAUCACUUAACCUUAAAUUAAUACUUGCAGGUGUCUGCUGUUUUGUAGUCUUAUUGGAGUUGCAUUUUAGAGACCUGUUAGGGAAAUCUUUUUCUGUUUGGAAUGGCAGUUUAUUUUUGUAGUGGACAUUACCAGUGAGCAUGUGUAGGAAUCUGGCCCAAAUGAGUACCUUUUUUGUAAAAGAUGACAGUUUAAAAAAAUGUCACAUUGCUGUACUACUUUUUCUUUAAGUUGAAUGUGAGCAAUUUUGAAAGCGUUUCUAUUUUGGUCCUCAAAAGAUUUUACUCAUCUUGAAUGUAGAGAACUGUUUUCUCCUGAAAUGGUGUAUUUAAAUUUACAGGACAGGGUUUAAUCCCCAGCUUACUCACUGUUAAUCUUAUUUAGCCUGGUACCAUUGUUUUUGGUGCAGUGCAGCUUUCUAUUCUUUGUUAGAAUCCUGAUAAAUUGACUCCUGUUAAGUGUUUAAUACUGUUGUGUCCAGUCAUACCCUCCCACCCUUGUGACGAUAUACUGUAGAUCAAAAUGAGUGUUUGUGGAUUAUGAUGAACACCCUGUACUGUCUGCAACAUGUUUUACAAAGGAUCUAAUAAAACUUGGUCAACAUGGC
Messenger RNA from Oncorhynchus gorbuscha (pink salmon), 2359 nucleotides. RefSeq names its product serine/arginine-rich splicing factor 11-like. Gene Ontology annotation, cellular component: nucleoplasm. The record is from RefSeq and is a predicted model, not a curated record. The transcript has 12 exons. Gene Ontology annotation, molecular function: RNA binding. Bases 326 to 1717 code for a protein of 463 amino acids. NCBI's taxonomy places the organism in Eukaryota, Metazoa, Chordata, Actinopteri, Salmoniformes, Salmonidae.